Messenger RNA from Rhododendron vialii, 1012 nucleotides. RefSeq names its product calmodulin-7. Gene Ontology annotation, molecular function: enzyme regulator activity; calcium ion binding. The record is from RefSeq and is a predicted model, not a curated record. NCBI's taxonomy places the organism in Eukaryota, Viridiplantae, Streptophyta, Magnoliopsida, Ericales, Ericaceae. The coding region runs from base 312 to 761 and encodes 149 amino acids. The transcript is spliced from 2 exons.
GAAAAUUGGUAGGAGUAUUAGUACUAAAAAAAGGGGAGAGAAGCAAAGGAAGGGGCAAAGCGGUAAUCACGGUUGCAUCGGAUUUAAUAGGACAAUCACGUCCGCGUAUCCCAAUCGGAAGGAUCGGAAAGUCUCCCCGCGUUCGAAGCUCGAAUAUAUAACGCAACUUUCGAGGAAGAGGAGGAAGAAGAAGAACGAGUGCCCCCCACCCAUAACCAGAACAAACCGCGUGUUUGUCUUCUCUCUCUCCUCUCUCUCUCUCCCCUCUUUCUCUAUCUGUUCGUUUUACGACAGGACUUUUGCGAAAAGAAAUGGCGGAUCAGCUAACGGACGACCAGAUCUCCGAGUUCAAGGAGGCCUUCAGCCUAUUCGACAAAGAUGGGGACGGUUGCAUCACCACCAAGGAGCUUGGAACUGUGAUGAGGUCCCUGGGGCAGAAUCCAACCGAGGCUGAGCUGCAGGACAUGAUAAAUGAGGUGGAUGCUGAUGGGAAUGGGACUAUAGACUUCCCAGAGUUCCUAAACCUUAUGGCCAGGAAAAUGAAGGAUACUGAUUCCGAGGAGGAGCUGAAAGAGGCUUUCCGAGUUUUUGACAAGGAUCAGAAUGGGUUCAUCUCUGCUGCUGAGCUGCGCCACGUCAUGACUAACCUCGGGGAGAAGCUUACUGACGAAGAAGUUGAUGAGAUGAUUCGGGAGGCUGAUGUUGAUGGUGACGGCCAGAUCAACUACGAGGAGUUCGUGAAGGUCAUGAUGGCCAAGUGAUGACCGACGACCACCCUUUUUCUCCUCGUACCAAAAAGGUAAGAAACGGAACGAUUAUAACUGUCCUGGGUAAUGGGCUAAACAAUGAACAGGGUUUUAAGUAGUGUAACGGAUUUCUAGCUUCCUUUUGUCAAUGUUUUAUUAUCAGGGCUGUUUUUGGAAUUAUUAAACCUUCUGAAGGAUGUAGUGGUCUGUUAUUCUCAUCUUGGUGAAAACUUCCUCGCUGUUCUUAUAAAAUGUCUAUUAUGACU